AUUCAGUCGAAGUUAAGAAUAUUUGAAAGCUCAUACAUUUAGGUGGAUUUACUUAAUCUGAAGUAGUCUUUUUUUAUAGGACUGCUAUAGAUGUCAGCCUUAUCAGGUUACAAAGGAUCAACAUAGCUCUGGAUUUUAAAAAAAACAACUUUUUUACUGGCAGCUUUCAGGGAUUUGACUGAAUGGUGGCAGAAGAAGAAGAAGAAGAGAUAAGAUAUCAGGUGACAGGAUGGCUGAAGAUGGACUCACUAAGUUCAGCUUUGAGUUUUGGCUGCACAAGACUCUUAAGUGGGGUCAAAGCACCACUCCAGAAUCUCAGCAAGAUGUCUGCCUUCACUUGCCUGAAUUGCAGGAAUUUCUGUUGCAGAUUUAUGGAGCUUUGAAACAUAUGAACUGUACUACCGCUGUCCAGCAGUUUCCAUUGCUUGGUCAGUUAUUGGGACGACUUUGUUGGAAUCCCCUUGUCAUUGCCUAUGAUGAAUGCCAGAAGAUUCUAAUGUGGUGCUUAUGUUGUCUGUACAGUGGUGAACCACAGAACCCAGUGGAAUUGAAGGCCAACAGCUGGAUACAAAGCUCAUUGUGCCAUCUGUUGUCAAUUUCUGGACUGGGAAGUCAUGACACUGGUAUUAACAGCUUUAUUUCUGCUCUUGGCUUCACAUCUGCUGAUUACCAUUCUAAACUCCUUGAAAAUGUAGUCUUAUCUUUAGUGACAGAAAUCAGUAGAAAUCGAUCUAAUCGAUUCAAGAAUCAAAAAAGCAUUUCUUCUCAAAUAACAUCAAUGUCCCUCUUCUGUGUACCUCUUAUAACUUUGCCUGAUGUCACACCAUUGGUUGAAGCCCUUCUUAGCUAUCAUGAUGAUGGAUCACAAGAGGUUCUCAGUUCUGCAUUUUUAGAAGCUGUGAAUGAGGCCAUGUUACAGAAACAGAUUUCAUUGUCUGAACCUGCUGUGCUGCAGUUGUGGCUUCGUCAUCUUCCUAGUCUGGAGAAAGCAGUACUCCAAACGUUUGAAAAUUUAAUCUCCAUUCAGCCAUGUUCAAUGCAAGAAAUGGCAUAUCUGAUAAAAGAUUCCUUACUGGACCGAGCUAUAUGCCAUCCAGCUGUCUUCAGAACAAUUGAUGAAAUUUUAAAGAAUGCACUGCUGGAAACUGAUGGAGCACCAGAAGUAAUGAGUGUAAUGCAGGUGUUUACACAGUGCUUUGUUCAGGCUUACCAUAACAAUAACAAGCAGCAUAAGUUCCCACUGAAAGCCUACUUUCCUCACAAUCCACAUAUGCUUGUGAUGGCUCUUCUUAAACAUCCCAAAGAAAUGUCAGCUGAAGGUUUACGUCAGCAUUUGAACCACAUUGCUGAAAUACUCAAAACAACAGUAGAAGCUACAGGCACCAGGUCUUGCAGCAACCUCUUUGAGAACUGGUUUUUGUUCAUUCAUUUUGGAGAAUGGGUUGAUAUCGCAGCAGAGCAGUUGGUGUUGUCACAAUAUGAAUCUACAGACGCUUUACUGUGGCUUUUGGUAUUUUACUAUGAACCAAAUUAUGAGAAUCAGCAGAGGUCUCAAACAAUGAUAGAAGCAAGAUCUGUUUGUGAUCAUCUGACAACCCUGUCAAGAACUGCAUCCAUUUCUGCCACAGAACUGCAGACUGCAGUUAGUAGCCGAACAGGAAUAAGACAACCUGGUAUCAAACACGUGGUUAGGCAUCUGAUUAUCAGCUUUCUGCUCUUUACCCCUGGUGGACAAGUAAUAGCCAGAGAAUUUAUUGAUGGUUUUGCAGUUGGAAGCAGUGAAAUCUCAGAAGUUAUUGACCUUCUUGCCCAUCUUUCAAACAGAGUGAGCCAGGCUGGAAUGAAAUAUCAAAGAACUAUCACACUGGUGAAUGAUCUUCUCCAGAAACUAAAAAGCGAUCUGAAGUUUUUACAGUAAUAUUCAGUUUGGCCCAGCCAUCAGACACACUAAUCAGACUGUUGAUAGAAGAAGAGAUGGUAUUAGAUCUUUUUUCAGUUUCUUUCCAAACUCUGAAAUAGAGAUCUGUAUCCAAUAUUUGUGUGAAAUGUGCAAAUAAAUUGUAAAUAUGGUUGUAAUUGUUAUUAAUGAUUGCAUAUAAUGUCUGUGAUCCAACAAUUCCAGAGUAGUGUAAAUAUCUGCAUGCAGACCUGCUUUAUGCUGAGCCAUGCCCCCCCAAAAAACUUUUACUAAAAAGCCUCUAAAGACAUUCCAUGGUUCCUGGUGAGCCGGAAGAAUUAAAGAAGUAUCUGGUUAUGUCCCCAUAGCCAGAUGCAAAAUGUUCACAGCUUCACUGAGACCCGUGGAGGCUGGUGUCAUCAUUUUGCAUCUGGCUAUGAAAACAGCCAGAUGCUUCCUUGAUCCUGCCUGCUCACCAUGAAGCACAGAAUGGCCAUACAGGGCAGCUUCAGAGUCUUUUCAGUAAGGGGCCAAGGCUUUGGGUGCUGUGGAGGGAGGGAAUACCAACAGUGCCUGAUAAAGGACAUCCACUUGUGUAUGGAAAACUUACACAUGCAUAUGUUCCUAACAGAACGCCAGUCACCAAGUAAUACUAUUUCUCAAGUCACACAUAGAUUAGGAUGUGCUUAUAGCCAAGAAGUACUUUUUCCCACUUCACAUAGUUCAAGUUGUCUCAUAAGGCUAUAAACAAAUUAUAAUGGUAUUGAAGUAUUUCCCUCUAAAUGCUAAUAAAUCUAAGGUGCCCUUUGAGGGUUGACUGG
Messenger RNA from Sceloporus undulatus (fence lizard), 2718 nucleotides. RefSeq names its product FA complementation group C (gene FANCC). Lineage: Eukaryota; Metazoa; Chordata; Lepidosauria; Squamata; Phrynosomatidae. Gene Ontology annotation, biological process: nucleotide-excision repair; interstrand cross-link repair; cellular response to oxidative stress. Gene Ontology annotation, cellular component: Fanconi anaemia nuclear complex. The coding region runs from base 230 to 1918 and encodes 562 amino acids. The transcript is spliced from 15 exons. The record is from RefSeq and is a predicted model, not a curated record.